AUGCCCCCGCACGCCCGCGGGCCCCCGCGCAGGCCCCGACAGCCCCGACGGGCGAGUUUGCCCGCCCGCCCGCAGCCGCCGCAGCCCGCGAAGGUGGUUCCCCUUAUAGUUGUCGGCGCGGGCCUCAGCCCACACACCGCGGGCCAGGGCCUGCGGCCGCGGGGGCCACGGAAGGCGCCCCUCCGACGGCCCCGGCAGCCAGACCCCGAAGCCUACCCCGCUUUCGGGGACGGGAGCCGAGCAGGCAGGGCCUUCCUUGCGGCGGCGGGGCCCACGCCGCCACCUCCGCCCCGCCCCCCGCCCGAAGAGGGCGCAGGGGCAGGAGAGCCGAAGCCGCCUUCCCAGGGGGCGAGGCCGCAACAACAGGAUGCCCGCGCACCGCCGCGCGCCAAGGCCACCGACCGGCCCCGACAGCGACCUUGCCCGCCGCGCCAGCCCGCAGCCCCCGAAGGUGGUUCCCCCACUAAUAGUUUGUCGGCCGCGGGCCCUGCAGCAAACCACCGCGGGCAGGGCUCGGACCCCGGGGGCCGCCGCCGCCGCCGCCCACAGCAAGGCCAAGGGCGGCGCUCGCUCCCUGCGGCCCCCGCGCUCCCAGCCCCGCCCGGCAGCCCGCUUCGCCACCCGCGGCCCCGCACCCAACCGCCUCUCCUUAUAGUUGGCGGCGCAGAACCGUCAAGCAACACGACCAGAGACAGGGCCUUCCAUUCGUCCGGCAGAGCGGGAGCCUGGCGGCGCUAG
Molecule: messenger RNA, 738 nt
Organism: Penaeus vannamei (Pacific white shrimp)
Lineage: Eukaryota; Metazoa; Arthropoda; Malacostraca; Decapoda; Penaeidae
Source: RefSeq, a predicted model, not a curated record